CGAGACCUGGACGGGCUAGAGAGCUGGGCGGAGAGGAACCCAAUGAAGUUUCAAAAAGGAGGAAUAACCCCACGCACCAGUACAGGUUAGGGGCUGACCUGCUAGAAAGCAGCUCUGCAGAGAAGGACCUGGGAGUCCUGGUGGACACGCUAACCAUGCUCCAGCAGUGUGCUCUUGCGGCCAAGGUGGCCAAUGUGGUUGGUAUUGGAAAAGGAACAAAAAUGUUGGGAACUAUGUUGGCAGGUUCCAAGAAGUACACUGCCAUUGGACUACUGGGCAAAGCUACUGACACAUUAGAUGCUACAGGAAAAGUGACUGAAGAAAAACCUUAUGACCAGGUAACAAAAGGAGAUCUUGAAAAUGUGCUGCAAAAGUUCACAGGGGACAUAAUGCAGGUUCCUCCACUCUAUUCUGCUUUGAAGAAGGAUGGAGAAAGGCUAUCCACUCUGAUGAAGAGGGGAGAAGCAGUUGAAGCAAAGCCUGCUCGGCCAGUAAGAGUGUACAGCCUCUCUCUCCAGCAGUUCCAGCCACCGCUGUUCACACUGGAUGUUGAAUGUGGUGGUGGCUUUUAUGUCAGGAGCCUGGUCAGUGACAUUGGCAAAGAACUCUCUACCUGUGCCACUAUGCAGGAGCUGACCCGAACCAAACAUGGGCCAUUUACGCUAGAGGAGCACGCCCUUUAUGAAGACAAAUGGACAAUUGAUGAAAUUGCACGAUCCUUACAGCAUUGCACAUCUCUUCUCCCAGCAGAGCCUUCUCAUAAAAAAUUGAAGACAGAGCAUCCUGGUGAAACUGCUGUGAGCUGUGAAGAUAAGUGAUAAGUUAGGUCAAGGAAAAAGACUGAAUGAUUGAGACAUUUUAAGAUUGGAUUGGGAUUGUCUUGCCUCCUCUGUAAAUUUACAAGUCUGUACUGGGAGGGUGACAAACUGCAGUGCAGGAAAAAUGGUUCUUUUGUUUUCUGGGGUUAGAACAUGCACUGAAAGUAUCCAGUGUUUGCUGUUUCCUGAUCUGUUUAUUUUCUUUCUUGCACACUGCAAAUGGGUCUGCCACUGAUGUCAAAUCUUCAUAAACUUUUAAAGAACUUGUAGGGUGCAAUAUAGCUGUUGUUGCCAUUUCCUCAAUAAAAAAUUAUAAAC
This is a messenger RNA of Pelecanus crispus (Dalmatian pelican), 1136 nucleotides long. Lineage: Eukaryota; Metazoa; Chordata; Aves; Pelecaniformes; Pelecanidae. The record is from RefSeq and is a predicted model, not a curated record.